Messenger RNA from Hyalella azteca, 3758 nucleotides. Its product is annotated as RNA-binding protein fusilli. The transcript is spliced from 11 exons. NCBI's taxonomy places the organism in Eukaryota, Metazoa, Arthropoda, Malacostraca, Amphipoda, Hyalellidae. The coding region runs from base 51 to 2567 and encodes 838 amino acids. The record is from RefSeq and is a predicted model, not a curated record. Gene Ontology annotation, cellular component: ribonucleoprotein complex; nucleoplasm. Gene Ontology annotation, molecular function: mRNA binding. Gene Ontology annotation, biological process: regulation of RNA splicing.
UCUAUUUCUUACUUUUUCCAGGUCACGUUUUCAAAAAUCCCGAACAAAUUAUGGUGAAGCUCGAGCCUGGAAUAAUCGCCAAAGGAGAGGAGGUUGACAACGGCUGCGUGGUGCGAGCGCGCGGAUUGCCAUGGAUGAGCUCGGAGGGAGAGAUCGCUAAGUUCUUCAGAGGCCUCAACGUCGCCAAAGGUGGAGUUGCCCUCUGCCUGAGCCCACAAGGUAGACGUAACGGCGAGGCUCUCAUCAGGUUCCUGACGAGCGAGCACCGCGACAUGGCCUUACGACGACACAAGCACCACAUGGGCGGCCGCUACAUCGAGGUCUACAAAGCUACCGGCGAGGACUUCAUAUCUGUUGCUGGAGGAAACAACAAUGAAGCAACGCAGUUCCUGGCGCGUGGCAAUAUCAUCAUUCGUAUGCGAGGUCUGCCGUACGAUUGCACUGCAAAACAAGUCGUUGACUUCUUCGAUUCAGGCGAGAACGCCGUAAAGCUCCUCGACAACGAAGAUGGCGUGUUGUUCGUGCGUAAGCCGGACGGGCGAGCCACAGGCGACGCGUUCGUAAUGCUGGCUGUAGAAGAGGACGUUCCUAAAGCGCUUACGAAACACCGCGAACUGAUCGGCAGCAGGUACAUCGAACUCUUCAGGUCUACGUCAGCUGAGGUUAUGAACAGAUCGAUGGACAUCAGACACAUGGAGACCCAGCAGCAGCAACAGACGCAACCGCAGCUGCCACCUCUAAUAGCGCAGUUACCCACACUGCAGCCACUCCUGACUCAGCAGUCAGCUGUGCCUAUGGGCGCCAAGCGCGACUGCAUCAGGCUUAGGGGACUGCCGUUUGAGGCUUCCAUUGAGAACGUGCUGGACUUCCUGGGUGAUUAUGCAAAACACAUCAUCUUCCGUGGCGUACAUAUGGUCUACACGACGGCUGGCCAGCCUAGCGGCGAAGCAUUUAUUCAGAUGAUGAGUGACCACGCGGCGUGGUCAUGCGCCACCCACCGCCACAACCGCUACAUGCAAUUUGGCAAAAAGAAUAGAUACAUAGAAGUGUUUCAGUGCUCAGGCGAUGAUAUGAACUUCGUAUUAUCGGGCGCCGCUCCCCCAACCUCACAAACUGUAACCUCUGCUCCAGCGCCAGGUCGCUCCAUCGUACCCAGUGCAGGCGGUAUGUUGGUGUGGGGUAAUGCGGCAUCCCCAGGUGCUCCCCCACCUCCCCUUAUAUUACCAUCACAACAUCCCACACACUUGCAAAAUCCUCCACUCGCAUCUCUUCCUCCUCCAUCACCUACUCCUAAUUACCUGCAGCCAAUGUCUGCAGCUGCUGCUGCUGCUCAUGUUGCAGCUGCUGGUGUUAGACCUUCCUUCACUCCAGGGUUGCCUGCUGGUCUGCAACACACUCUCCUCCCUCCUCCCACUAAUGGUAUGGCUAUGCUUUCUCAUCUUCAUCCUUCCAUGAAAGCGUCAUCUCAGGUGCUUCUUCCAUCGCCCAUGUCGGUGGGACCUCAUCGCUCUUCACUUGAGGUUUCGGUUUCCCAGGCUUCUCACUCAGUGUUGUCUUCACUUAAAACCACCGCGGCUUCUCCAACCAGCGCUUUCCCUCCAGGAAUGUUUGCUUGCUACCAAGCACCUACUUCUUCCUCGUCGCAAACGCAUACGACUGGAAUGUUUCUUAUCCAUCAGCCGAACCCUAAACUGCCGACUCCUCCCAGCAACUUGCCGAUAUCGCCUCCCCUGCAUUUCUUCUCGGCAUUCCCUCCUACCGUUUCUGCUGAUUCCAACUCGAACAAACCUUCGUCUCAAAUGCAGUUGUUGCCGUCCCCUUACCCCAACGCUCUGUCCCAUCAACGUCGUCCACCACCCGUGGUUGUAAGCGCUUCCGGCCCAUCCGUCGGAGCGCAGUCUGUCACGUCCAAAAGGUCUUACGAAGAAGCUUUUUCUUCCGAUCGCGCUUCUGCGUCCGGUUCUUUGCCUGGUGGAGUCAAACGCCCUUCAACGGGCACUUCCUUGCACUCGAGUCUUCCUCCUCGACAGGCAAUGCCUAUUUUCUCUCAGAGUUCAACCGCCUUUUCCCCGCAGCUUAGCGCCUUUGCGGCCGCAGCCCCUCAGUUUGCUUUCGCUCCGGGCACCUCUUUCACCCCGAGUGCGUCUUUCACUCCAGGAGCUGCCUUCAACCCAGCCCUGACAGCCCCUCCUAUGGGAGCAUCGAUGAUUAAUGCUUUCUACCCGCCUCCUCUUUAUCACCCUAUGUAUCCCUUACCAAAACUUGGUUGUGAACCUUUCCCCUCGUGUAGCGCUUUAUUAUCCACGUACGGAGCCUACCCUCUGGCCCCCGCGGCGGUUUUCAGUCAUACCCUCGCCCCAGCGGCACCCAGACUAGCACCAUACCCCACACCCAUAGCCACUCCGUACCCUAUGUUCUACUGGCCAUACCCCAGCCCUCCAGUGUCGCCUACUUCAGCGUACUAUUCUUCGCUGCCCCCACACACUAUCAUCCCGAGCGAAUGCAUCCCGAUUCACGCCCCCGUUGAGCUCACCAUGCAUCCCGGGGAGGCCGUCGCGACGAUGUGAACUGAGGCUGGGGUAACAGUGGCAUGUCAUCCCUUCCACAAGUGGGAUGAAGCUCGGAGGGAAGAGAACUGCCUUCGUUACUACUACUCUGCUGUCCAUAGAACGUUUAAAUAAAAAUAUUAACUCUUCAAUCCGUUGCUAAGGACUUGAGAAUAUUACAACAUACGUUUCACAUAAAUUACGCGUUUCUGAAAGAUUCAGAGUUUAAGGUGCAAUGAUAAUAUAGCCUAAUGAUAUAGUGAAAAAUUUCCCAGGCGCACCUCUGUCAUAUUCGCACUAAAUAGAUUUUAAGAUUACACUUCAAUUGAUCUAAUUAUCUUUUUAUAUAGUAAAUAGCACCACAUAAGCAUUUCACUGCCGCGUGUAGGAGGCUGGAUUGGCGUCGGCCCUCUAUUACAAUAAAAACUUGAAAAAUUAUCACGAGAGUUGUUCACUUGAAUCAAUCCUCUAAAGUGAAAGAGGUCUGAAUAUUAAGCAUGAGCAUUAUUUUGACUAUUCCGUUCACACUCGAGCAAAACAUUCUUUCCUAGAAAUCGUGACAUUUAUACCUACUUUCCGUGUUCAGUAAAAUCAAUUCAAUAUUACAAUGCUAUAUUUACUGGCGGUUGAAGUAUCCUGCAUAUGCUAAAAUUCUGUAGAUUUUAUUAUUUAAUUUUUAAUUAAUUUUUUUACUUCAGUGCAAUCAAGUCAUUUUUUUACAUUUAUGUUGUUUAAUCAGCAAGAAACUACAGUCAUCUUUGGUGUAAUCUGUUUAAAAAAAAACUUUCAGUUUGGAGAUGAUUAUUUUAUAAUCAUUAUUUUUUAAAUGAACUUUUGAAUGAUCUUGAAGCGAAUUGAUCUGUCGCACGCACACUCGAUUCAUUCAUAUUUCGAUGAGUUAAUCAAUUGAUGUUAAUGAGUAAAUGCGUCAGUCAUUCUUUCUAUUGCUGACGAUGAAGUCGCACCGUCCAGAAAAACCGGUUUUCCGGCCACGGGGAUUAAAUCAUUCAAGUUGUAAACAACUGACUUGACAACCGUGCAAUUCUACUGGAAUUCCUGUAAAUGUGUAUUUCUGUAAGCGCACUUCUGUCGUUUGCGUCAUUUAGUUAUUCUCUAGUAAUUUUCUAAUGGAUUCGCCAGCGAUAGUAUCCCGGAUCACUUUAUUGUCUAGGAUUUUCUCAAAAAGUCGGAAAGACGACAUUUUUUUUUUUU